Messenger RNA from Peromyscus leucopus (white-footed mouse), 1512 nucleotides. Its product is annotated as basic proline-rich protein-like. The transcript is spliced from 4 exons. The coding region runs from base 1 to 1512 and encodes 503 amino acids. The record is from RefSeq and is a predicted model, not a curated record. NCBI's taxonomy places the organism in Eukaryota, Metazoa, Chordata, Mammalia, Rodentia, Cricetidae.
AUGACCCCUAACUCCCCGGGGCCCGCCUCCUCGCCUGGGGUCCACAGCCCCCGAGCCCUGAGCCCUCGGCAACCUCAGCCCCCGAUCCUGACCCCCUGCCCUCAUCCCCAUACCCUCCCCCGCCCUCAGCCCUCGACCCCCGGGCCCCAACCCCUCAACCACCCGACCCUCAACCCCCGACCCCUCAGCCCCCAACCCCUCAGCCCCCGACCCCGGCCCUCAGCACCCCCGAACCCCGGGCCCUCAGCCCCCGACCCCUCAGCCCCCGACCCCCGGGCCCUCAGACCCCCCAACCCCUCAGCCCCCGACCCCCGGGCCCUCAGCCCUCGACCCCCGGCCCUCAGCCCCCGACCCCCGGGCCCCUACUCCUCAGCCCCCGACCCCCGGCCCUCAGCCCCCGACCCCCGACCCCCAGACCCCGGCCCCUCAGACCCCCUAACCCCUCAGCCCCCGACCCCCAGACCCCGGCCCCUCAGCCCCCGACCCCCGGGCCCUCAGCCCCGACCCCCGGGCCCUCGGCCCCCCGACCCCUCAGCCCCGACCCCCGACCCCUCAGCCCCCGACCCCCGGCCCUCAGACCCCCGACCCCCGACCCCUCAGCCCCCGACCCCCGGCCCUCAGCCCUCGACCCCGGGCCUCAACCCCGACCCCUCAGCCCCCGACCCCCGGCCCCCGACCCCCGGGCCCUCAGGCCCCGACCCCCGGGCCCUCAGGCCCCCGACCCCUCAGCCCCCGACCCCUCAGCCCCUCAGCCCCGGGCCCUCAGCCCCCGACCCCUCAGCCCCUCGACCCCCGGCCCUCAGCCCCCGGCCCCCCGACCCCUCAGCCCCCCGCCGUCCCCCCCCAUCCCCACCGGCCACGGUUGGUGACCCGCCCUGCCCUCGGGAGGCCCGCCGUGCCCGUCUGGCCCCACGUGGCGGCGGCGUCUCCUCCCGUGCCGCCCGCGGCCCAGCGCCCGGGGCCCGGCUCCCCGCUCUCCCCGCGGCCCAGCGCCCGGGCCCGGCUCCCCGCUCUCCCCGCGGCCCAGCGCCCGGGCCCAGCUCCCCGCUCUCCCCGCGGCCCAGCGCCCGGGCCCGGCUCCCCGCUCUCCCCGCGGCCCAGCGCCCGGGCCCGGCCGCCGCCGCCACAGGCCCCGCCCGCGGCCCCCGCGCGCCACCCUUACUUGGGCGGCCCCGCAGCCUCGACGCCUCGACGCCUCUGAGCAGAGCUUCGCCUUUGCGCGGGAGAAAACCCGGUGCCGCCUCGCCCGCGCUCCGCGCUGAUUGGCUGGGAGCUGUGGGCACGCGCGCCGACGCAUUAGCCCCGCCCCGCGGGGGGUGUGGCCAGGACCGCUGCUCUCCAGGCGCAUGCGUGUUCCCACGCUGUGGCCAACCGCAGGGACGCGGUGGGCGGGGCGCUCUCGUGAUGGACACGUCGCCUCACCCCCCCCCCUCCCGGGAGGCGUUUCCGCGGGUCCUGCUCCGAACCGCUGGAGGAAGACGCGUCCAACGCGGUCUCCAUCACCCCGCCUGA